Messenger RNA from Guyanagaster necrorhizus, 2322 nucleotides. Its product is annotated as Pkinase-domain-containing protein. Gene Ontology annotation, cellular component: cytoplasm. Gene Ontology annotation, biological process: protein phosphorylation; intracellular signal transduction. Gene Ontology annotation, molecular function: ATP binding; protein serine/threonine kinase activity. The transcript is spliced from 2 exons. NCBI's taxonomy places the organism in Eukaryota, Fungi, Basidiomycota, Agaricomycetes, Agaricales, Physalacriaceae. The record is from RefSeq and is a predicted model, not a curated record. Bases 1 to 2322 code for a protein of 773 amino acids.
AUGUCUAGCCUUGAUUCUCCUACAUUCGCGAGGGUGACUACGUGCGGUGACGAUCCAAAGAUGAUUGGAUGCUGGAAGCUUGGAAGGACCAUUGGAAAGGGCAGUUCUGCACGAGUCAAACUUGCUCGCCAUUCAAAAACAGGGCAAAUGGCGGCGGUCAAGAUAAUCCGAAAAUCGUUCCUUUUCUCGUGCAAGGAGUCUCUUGAUAACGCAGAGGAAGAAGCGGCGCGUUUAGAACAGGCUCUCCAACGCGAGAUUGUCAUCAUGAAACUUGUGGAUCACCCUAACAUUAUGAAACUACAUGAUGUCUGGGACACCGCAAACCAUCUCUAUCUCAUACUCGAGCACGUUCAAGGAGGCGAACUAUUCAACUAUCUCUGCGAAAAAGGACGACUUUCUCCCUCAGAAGCUUUGGGAUACUUCCAACAAAUUAUAGCUGCGGUCGACUAUUGUCAUCGGUUCAACAUCGUUCAUAGGGACCUCAAGCUGGAAAAUAUUCUUCUUGACUCCCAGUCUAACGUCAAACUCGCCGACUUUGGCAUGGCUACUUGGCGACCAGAUCGCAUGUUUCAGACUUCUUGUGGUAGUCCGCAUUAUGCUGCUCCUGAAAUCGUCAACGGCGAGGUAUACGAUGGCGCCGCGUCAGAUAUCUGGUCCUGCGCCAUCAUCCUCCACGGUAUGCUCGCGGGAAGGCUGCCGUUCGAUGACGACGAUUGUCUGAAACUCUUGGAGAAAGUGCGCGUUGGGAAGUUUGAGAUGGCUGAUGACAUCGAUCCGCUUGCUCAGGAUCUCAUUGCGAAGAUGCUAGUAAAAGACGUCAAGAAAAGGCUGACGAUGUCUGGUGUGCAGAAUCACCCUUUCUUUACCUCGCGCUCUUUUGCUUUCGCCAAUGUUCCUGCAAGGAAUCUCGAUGAUAUUACAUGUCCUCUGCUCUCACGCGAUGAUAUCGACACCGAACUUCUUCGUCAUCUUCGUACUCUCUGGCCUAAUAGCUCUGAUGAUGACCUUGUUGACAAUCUGCUGAGCGACGAGAAAAACUGGCACAAAGGAAUCUAUUAUCUUCUUGGAGAGUAUAGAAGAAAGCACUGGGAAGGUUACGAAGAAGCAGAAACAUUUGCAAGAAGCGAGCGACUGCGGCGCCAGAGGAAGCGGGGAACCUCAUGUACACCUCAGAACCAACUCUCGCCAGAUCUUUAUCCUUACGUAACACCUUCUCCGUCCAUCCCACCUCGCGAUGGUCCCCCUACUCCUCGAAGAGCCCGGGGAGGUAAAGUAUCGGCAGCGUCAUCCGAAGGUUCUGUGACUUAUCGCAGAGGCCAGGUUUCUCCGAGAAUCGAUCUUCAUCUUCCUUCGUCUUCAGGAUCCUCCUCGAAUGUCAUCAGACCCUCGCCACUCAUCGUUCCCCAACAUCACGACAUCCAUAUACAGACUUUCUUUAAACAAGUUGCCGACCAUAUCAACGUACUAUAUUCUCGGACAGAGCGAUCCCAGUCUCCGACAACUAUAACAUCUGCUAAUCUUGCUUUGAUGCAUAAUAUCGUAGGGGAUCGAACAAUGCAGAUGGAACUCCCCAUAGCAUCUUUUUUGCCUUCUUCACCUCAGCAGAAUACCGUCUCUCUGUCGCCGAUAGCGACCACCAUUCAGCCGUUAUCUGUUACUCGAAGCCAGCAUCCUGCAGGCCCUACCGACAAGGAGAACAACGAUGAAGCAACCACUUCUUGUCAUACAAAACUCGUUGCCAAAUCAUCCGAGGAAAACCAGGUCGGGGCCAACCACAAGCGGGUGAAAAUCUUGGAUCUUCGUGACGACAAGGAACGAACGAAGCUGCGGAAAAGAAAAGUUGUCCUAACAUCGCCCGCCAUUUCCGCUAGUGAAUACUCACCUGUUCCCUCGUCGCCCGGUACAAAAUGGCUAGCAAAUGUUUUCAAGUUCAGACGCUCGGCCUUCACGCUUCAAUCGACACAUGGUUUACAAACAACGCAGAAUGAAUGUCGGCGGCUGUUGAUGGCGAUGGACGUUCGCGUCGUUCUUGUGGACUCUGAGCACCUGAGCGUGCUGAAGUGUAGGGUGGACGAAAUGAAGGAUCCUAGCGGGGUUAAGGGAAUGCUUAAGCCAGUCAAAUUUAGGGUUGAGGUCGAUGCAGAAGUUGGGGCGGCUUUGACACUGAUUAUGGUGCAGGAGAAAGGGUCGACGGAGAGCUUCAAGGAGAUCUAUAGGCGGUUGAGAAGAGACUGGGUGUUUGAUGUCGUCGGAAGUCGAACGCCAGACCAGGUUGCCUGGAAACCACUAGAGGAGAGAGUUGUGCCAACUAUCGUUAUAUGA